CACAGACAAGCCUUGAAGUGACUUCCAAAGGUUGAAACGUAAAGUUUGUACAGAUCUGUAUCAAUACCUUUCGGACUGCUCCUUAGCUUGCCAGCUGAGCAUAUUCAAUUAACCUUUCGCAAAAAUGAUGCCAAUGAUGGGAAUGCAACCUCAAAUCAUCCUUCUAAAGGAGGGGACGGAUACAAGCCAGGGCAAGCCACAGCUCAUUAGCAAUAUCAACGCAUGCAUGGCCGUGGUCGAUACCGUUCGGACAACCCUGGGGCCUCGUGGAAUGGACAAGUUGAUACACGGCGACAAGGGCGUAACAAUUUCAAACGAUGGAGCGACGAUUAUGAAGCUACUCGACAUUGUGCAUCCAGCAGCGAAAAGCCUGGUGGACGUGUCUCUGGCCCAGGAUGCAGAGGUCGGGGAUGGUACCACCAGCGUGGUGAUCUUGGCAGGGGAGUUCUUAAAGGAGGCCAAGCCGUUCAUUGAGGAGGGCGUGCAUCCCCGUAGCCUCAUCAAGAGCUUCCGCCAGGCCGCCGUCCUGGCCGUCCAGCGGUUGAAGGAUCAGGCCAUCAGCCUCGAGGAGAAGUCGAUGGAGGAAAAGAAGGACCUGCUGAAGAAGUGCGCAAUGACUACGCUGAACAGCAAGCUGGUGAGCGGCGAGAAGGAGUUUUUCGCGCAGAUGGUGGUGGACGCGGUGUCCAAGCUGGACCCGUCAACGCUGGACCUUAAGAUGAUUGGCAUUAAGAAGGUCCAGGGAGGUGGUCUGCGCGACUCUUUCCUGGUUGAUGGCGUGGCGUUUAAGAAGACCUUCUCCUAUGCGGGCUUCGAGCAACAGCCCAAGUCCUUCACAAACCCCAAAAUCCUGGUGCUCAACAUUGAGCUGGAGCUCAAGGCGGAGAAGGAAAACGCUGAGAUCCGGCUGGAUGACCCCGCCAAGUACCAGUCCAUUGUGGAUGCGGAGUGGAACAUCAUCUACGACAAGCUGGCCAAGUGUGUAGCCAGCGGUGCGAAUAUCGUGUUGUCGCGACUGGCCAUCGGCGACCUAGCCACCCAGUACUUUGCCGACCGCAACAUCUUCUGCGCCGGCCGCGUCGAGACGGGCGACAUGGAGCGCGUCACCAAGGCGACUGGCGCCAAGGUGCAGACGACGGUUAACAAUCUUGACCCCGCAGUGUUGGGCACAUGCGCCCGCUUCGAGGAGCGCCAGGUGGGUGCUGAGCGCUACAACCUGUUCACUGGUUGCCCGGAGGCCCGCACCGCGACCCUGGUGCUGCGUGGCGGCUCGGAGCAGUUCAUUGACGAGGCGGACCGCUCACUGCACGACGCCAUCAUGAUUGUGCGCCGCGCACUCAAGCACGCGCAGGUGGUCCCAGGCGGUGGCGCCAUUGAGAUGGAGCUCAGCAAGUACCUGAGCGAGUACAGCUUGCAGUUCACCAAUAAGGCAAGCUCCCAGUUGUUCAUCAAGGCUUACGCCAAGGCACUGGAGGUGAUCCCGCGGCAGCUCUGCAACAACGCCGGCUUCGACGCCACGGAUGUGCUCAACAAGCUGCGCCAAAAGCACGCUCUUGCAGACGGUUCUGGCAAGAACUUUGGCGUGGACGUCAACACAGGCGGCGUGUGCGACACGUUUGAGGCGUUUGUGUGGGAGCCGGCGCUAGUUAAGAUCAACGCAAUUCAGGCCGCUACGGAGGCUGCAUGCCUGAUCCUGUCGGUGGACGAGACGGUGCGCAACCCCAAGAGCGAGGUGCCCGACGCAGCGAGCGGUGCAGCAGCACAGGCCGCCAUCACGGGCGCCGGCGGGCGGGGCCGGGGGAGGGGCGCCAUGCGUGGGCGUGGCAUGCGGAGAUGAGGAGCGAGCUGGGGGCGGCGGGGCUUGUGGGUUGUGGGCAGGUCUGGUCGUGUUGGCAGGUGCUGCGGAGCUUUCCUUUUAGCCAAGGUGCCAUUGCAAAAAGGAAGUGCAUGAAGGCAGGGAAAUGGGGAGGGAUUGAUUUGGGAUGUGGCUUGGGGCGGGGGUUCGUACGGCAGAUUGAUGCGACAGCGCUAUUGUCCUGCAGGUUGCGCUAGUCCGGGCUUGUCAUGCGUGUGCCCCCGCCGACAUCUUAGGAUUGGACUCUCGGGUGGCUAUAGGUCCUUGCUUGGCAGCUUCACGUUUAUAAAUAUACAUGAGCACGGUAGGCUGCAGUUACCUGCAGUACGGAGGUGACGUGGCGGAAUGUAUGCGCAAGCACGGGGUCACGGAACCCCGUAGCUAAUCCUCGUGUCAUGUUGGAAUAGAAGCAACAUUCAAACAAGUGUUUGGCCCGUGGUUGGCCCGGCUUUAACAUGCUUUAAUUUUUUCGGUUG
Messenger RNA from Volvox carteri f. nagariensis, 2331 nucleotides. RefSeq names its product chaperonin complex component (gene cct7). The record is from RefSeq and is a predicted model, not a curated record. The coding region runs from base 125 to 1837 and encodes 570 amino acids. NCBI's taxonomy places the organism in Eukaryota, Viridiplantae, Chlorophyta, Chlorophyceae, Chlamydomonadales, Volvocaceae. The transcript is spliced from 12 exons. Gene Ontology annotation, molecular function: ATP hydrolysis activity; ATP binding; ATP-dependent protein folding chaperone. Gene Ontology annotation, cellular component: chaperonin-containing T-complex. Gene Ontology annotation, biological process: protein folding.